Molecule: messenger RNA, 2105 nt
Organism: Bradysia coprophila
Lineage: Eukaryota; Metazoa; Arthropoda; Insecta; Diptera; Sciaridae
Cellular component (GO): extracellular matrix
Source: RefSeq, a predicted model, not a curated record
AUCGACAAUUUUUGCGUAUAUAAACCGAUCAAGUAAUUGUCAAAAAUCGUAGUUCGCAUCGUACAGUUUAACGAGAAACAACUUCUUAAUUCACCAUGGCAUUCAAAUUCAUCGCUGUGCUCGCCUUCGUGGCCGUAGCUAGUGCUCAACAUCACUAUUCCAAUGGUGGUCAUAACUACGAAGCUGCCCCAGUCUACCAUGCAGCUCCAGUACACUAUGCUGCUCCAGCUGUAGUCAAAUCUUCCCCAGUCUACCAUGCUGCCCCAGUCUACAAACAUGUCGAAGUUGAACAUGAAGCUCCACCAAAAUACGACUUCAGCUACUCCGUCCAUGACACCCAAACCGGUGACAUCAAGCAACAACAAGAAAGCCGUGACGGAGAUGUUGUCCGUGGAUCUUACAGCCUCUACGAUGCUGAUGGUCAUCACCGUGUCGUCGAAUACACCGCCGAUGAUCACAACGGAUUCAACGCAGUUGUCCGACGUGACCCAACCGACCACAAAGUCGUAGCCGCCCCAGUACACAAAGUCGUUGCACCAGUACACAAAUACGUUGCUGCCCCACAAGUCUACCACGCUGAACCCCAACAAGUCUACCAUCAUCAAGCUCCAGUUGCUCACUACUCCGCUCCAGUUGUAACUAAAGUAGUUGCUCCAGUUGCCCACUACGCCGCUCCAGUAGCUAAGAUCGCUGAAUACAGCCAUGAUGCCGCUCAUGUCUCAUACAACGAUCACUCAUCCAACUACCAUUACUUCACCAUGGCAUUCAAAUUCAUCGCUGUGCUCGCCUUCGUGGCCGUAGCUAGUGCUCAACAUCACUAUUCCAAUGAUGGUCAUCACUACGAAGCUGCCCCAGUCUACCAUGCAGCUCCAGUACACUAUGCUGCUCCAGCUGUAGUCAAAUCUUCCCCAGUCUACCAUGCUGCCCCAGUCUACAAACAUGUCGAAGUUGAACAUGAAGCUCCACCAAAAUACGACUUCAGCUACUCCGUCCAUGACACCCAAACCGGUGACAUCAAGCAACAACAAGAAAGCCGUGACGGAGAUGUUGUCCGUGGAUCUUACAGCCUCUACGAUGCUGAUGGUCAUCACCGUGUUGUUGAAUACACCGCCGAUGACCACAACGGAUUCAACGCAGUUGUCCGACGUGACCCAACCGACCACAAAGUCGUAGCCGCCCCAGUACACAAAGUCGUUGCACCAGUACACAAAUACGUUGCUGCCCCACAAGUCUACCACGCUGAACCCCAACAAGUCUACCAUCAUCAAGCUCCAGUUGCUCACUACACCGCUCCAGUUGCUCACUACUCUGCUCCAGUUGUAGCUAAAGUAGUUGCUCCAGUUGCACACUAUGCUGCUCCAGUAGCUAAAAUCGCUGAAUACAGCCAUGACGCCGCUCAUGUCUCAUACAACGAUCACUCAUCCAACUACCAUUAUUUCAUCGCUGUGCUCGCCUUCGUGGCCGUAGCUAGUGCUCAACAUCACUAUUCCAAUGAUGGUCAUCACUACGAAGCUGCCCCAGUCUACCAUGCAGCUCCAGUACACUAUGCUGCUCCAGCUGUAGUCAAAUCUUCCCCAGUCUACCAUGCUGCCCCAGUCUACAAACAUGUCGAAGUUGAACAUGAAGCUCCACCAAAAUACGACUUCAGCUACUCCGUCCAUGACACCCAGACCGGUGACAUCAAGCAACAACAAGAAAGCCGUGACGGAGAUGUUGUCCGUGGAUCUUACAGCCUCUACGAUGCUGAUGGUCAUCACCGUGUUGUCGAAUACACCGCCGAUGACCACAACGGAUUCAACGCAGUUGUCCGACGUGACCCAACCGACCACAAAGUCGUAGCAGCCCCAGUACACAAAGUCGUUGCACCAGUACACAAAUACGUUGCUGCCCCACAAGUCUACCACGCUGAACCUCAACAAGUCUACCAUCAUCAAGCUCCAGUUGCCCACUACUCCGCUCCAGUUGCUCACUACUCCGCUCCAGUUGUAGCUAAAGUAGUUGCUCCAGUUGCACACUAUGCUGCUCCAGUAGCUAAAAUCGCUGAAUACAGCCAUGACGCCGCUCAUGUCUCAUACAACGAUCACUCAUCCAACUACCAUUAUUAG